Messenger RNA from Cyphellophora europaea CBS 101466, 1080 nucleotides. RefSeq lists its product as uncharacterized. Gene Ontology annotation, biological process: nucleosome assembly. The record is from RefSeq and is a predicted model, not a curated record. The transcript is spliced from 2 exons. Gene Ontology annotation, molecular function: histone binding; chromatin binding. Bases 1 to 1080 code for a protein of 359 amino acids. NCBI's taxonomy places the organism in Eukaryota, Fungi, Ascomycota, Eurotiomycetes, Chaetothyriales, Cyphellophoraceae. Gene Ontology annotation, cellular component: chromatin; nucleus.
AUGUCAGAAUCUCCCGAAGCUCAGUCUCCGGACCCUCAGAUCUCCGCCGCCUUCGAAGAGCUGUCGAAGCUCGAAGUCGACUUCGCCAAUGUCGAGAUCGAUGCGCUCCGCCGCAAAGAAUACCGCCUCCGCCCCAUCUUCGCGGCGCGCCGCGCCGCCCUGCGCAAGAUCCCCGGCUUCUGGAGGCAGGUCUUCCUGAACGCGCCGGACGAGAUCCAGUCGUACUAUUCCUCCGCCGACGUCUCCGCAUUGGCGGCCAUCGAAGACUUCAACGUGGAGCGGUACCAGAUCUCGAGCGAGACCGAAGGGGAGCCGCGCAGCCUGCGCUUCGAGUUCACGUUCGGCGACAACGACGCCUUUGGCGCGUGCACUUUGACCAAGGAGUUUGAGUGGAAGGCGAGCGCGACAGGGGAUGGCCCGGGACGGUUGGUGUCCAAGGCGGUGCCGAUCAAGUGGAAGAAUAAGAAGAGCGAUCUGACCAAAGGGAUGUUGGAUAUGGCGGUCGAGUUGGAGGCGGCGGAGGAGGCGAUGAAGAUGAAGAAGGGGGGUGAGGAGGUGGAGUUGGUGGAGCGGGAGGGGUUGUGGCAGUAUGAGAAGCUGAGGGAGGCGAUUGCGAAGACCGAGGAGGCUGAGGAUGAUGAGCCGACGUGGUUGAAUUGGUUUGGCUUCAGAGGCGCGGUGGAGAAGAGGACGGAGAAGAAGGAAGAAGAUGAGAAGAAUGGAGAGAAUGGAGCGGAGGUGGAAGACGUGGAUAUGGAUGAUGAGUUUGAUGAUGGCUUGCUUGACGUCGAGGUCUUCCCGCCCGGCGAGGACGUCGCGAUCGCACUGGCAGAAGAUCUCUUCGUCGAUGCGAUGGACUUUUUCAGUGGGUCAAUGUCCGUUCCUUGCGCGAUGAUCUGUUUUGCUGACCACUUUCCCGCAGUGCAAUCGCAGGAGGCUGACGAUUUCGACGGUUUUGACGAGGACUCCGACGAGGAUGACGAGGCUGGCGAGGGCGAAGACGGAGACGACGUGCCUGAGCUGGUCGAGGAGGGCGCCAACAACGACAAGCGACCCAGCAAACGCCAACGGACGCAAUAA